GUCAUCAGCAGGCCCAAGAAGAAGGUCUACCACCGGGUUUCUGAUCUCGACAGGGUGAUGGAGCUUCGUAAGAAGCCCUCCCUCAUUCUGGAGCUCUCCUCCAUCAUCCAAUCCCACAAGACCCAGUCCCUCCUCCUCCGGGACCUUGAGAAGAAUGUUGGCUUUGUCCGCAAAUGGGACUUCAUGGCCCUCAUUGAAAGGUACCCGACCAUCUUCCGUGUCUCCGGAUCACCUCCUUCCGUGUCCCUCACCCUUAAGGCCCAGAGUGUUGCCCAGGAGGAAGCCCAAGCCAAGGCCCUGAUGGAGCCCCUCUUGGUUAAUAAUCUUAGGAAGUUGCUGAUGCUGUCUGUUGAUUGCCGGGUACCCCUGCAGACUCUCGAGUUUGUUGGGCCUGAAUUGGGCUUGCCCUGUGAUUUCAGGGAGUCUUUGGUUCCUAAGUACCCUCAUUUUUUUUCAGUGAAGCGUGUUGCUGGGAAGGAUUGCCUUGAGUUGGAGGAUUGGGACUCCUCAUUAGCUGUCACUGCCAGGGAAGCUAGGUUGGCACAGGAAGGAGUUCUGAGCGCGAACCAAAGUGGGGUUCGGAUAAAAGUAAGGAUUUCAAAAGAUGGCAACUAUAUGGGUCCCUUUGCUUUCAAAAUGAAUUUCCCUCCUGGUUUUAGGCCGAACGUUAGUUACCUUGAGAAUCUUGAGAGGUGGCAGAGGAUGAAUUUUCCUUCUCCUUACUUGAAUGCAAGGAGGCUUGACCCUACUGCUCUGGAAACCCGAAAGCGUGCUGUGGCUGUGAUUCAUGAGCUCCUUAGCUUGACCAUGGAGAAAAGGAUGACAUCUGUGCAGCUGGAUGCAUUUCAGGCCGAGUGUCGUUUGCCGUCUAAGUUGCUGCUUUGCUUGAUAAAGCAUCAUGGGAUAUUUUACCUUACAAAUAAAGGUGUGAGAAGUACGGUCUUCCUCAAAGAUGCAUACCUUGGUUCAAACUUGAUAGAUAAGUGUCCUUUGUUACGGUUUAAUGAUAAGUUUGCGGCCCUCUCUGGUAGAACAAAUAUGGAUCUGUGCAACAGCAACAGUUCUAUAGGGGCCAUUGUUUAGUAGUUUUUUUGGUUGUUCACGGUAUCUCUCAAUCCGGCAGGGCAAUGACUAAUUCGCUGCGGAUCGGAGCUCCAUUUAAUAUUUUGCCGCUUGCCAAUGAGUUGUCAUAUGCAUAAGGCAAGAUUGGAACCUUUUAACACUUAAGCAGACUAGUGAACUAACCACUAGUUUUAUUUUUUUGACAAGAGUUAGUUCCGUUAUUUAGAAGUUUUGGAUUUUCAGAAAGCACAAAUAUUGCACAAAUAUUGCAUAUGUAGAAACUAACAUUGAAAUUUAUAUGUUGUAGCAAAAAAGAUAAAAUUACAGUAUUCCUCUUAUAACAUUACAUAUUCUUUUUAUGGAGUUAAAAUAAGUGUUAGGUCCUUGAUUAAAUUGGUUAUCUUUAGCCCAAUAACCAAACUUGGCUUAAGGCCAAGAAAUGGGUUAGGUGCUGAGUGUCUCCAUGUUAGGGUAAUAUAAACCAUGUACCAAAUCUUUCUUGUUUUCACCUUACCUCCAUUAUAAAUUUGUAAAUUAGAGCACAUUCAUUCACGUUUCAAUUUUAUCCAAACUUUCGAGAUCUAUAUGCCUAAUCAAAACCAUUACCUAAUUGAAGGGAACCACAUCUGCACAUCACAAUCAUCACCAUGGUCGUUUUCUUUCCAUAUUUCAUCCAUUUCGUAAUAUCUCCAUUUGUAAUUUUUAACAUAUUAAAAUAUCUUAUGCAGCAUUGAUUUCUUUUUUCCAUAUUUACUCUAAUAAUAGCAAUGUAAUUUCUAAGAAAGGUUGUAAAUAUAUUAUUAAAUAAAAUUUGUCUUUUUAUAUGGAUAUUAGAACA
Molecule: messenger RNA, 1900 nt
Organism: Arachis duranensis
Lineage: Eukaryota; Viridiplantae; Streptophyta; Magnoliopsida; Fabales; Fabaceae
Product: protein WHAT'S THIS FACTOR 1 homolog, chloroplastic-like
Exons: 2
Molecular function (GO): RNA binding
Source: RefSeq, a predicted model, not a curated record